CGCUCCUCCAUAGAUCGGCUUGCCCCCUUGUACCUUAAAAGCUGCACCAUGCAUUUCUUCUGCACCUCCUGGCUAUUAUAGUUAGAGCAGGAUCCAAAGGCCCCCCCCCCCCCCCCUCCCUUCCCCAGCUGACCUGGGUUUGGACUUCGGACCGUGUGUCAUGCAGCGAGACCUGAAGCCGUCCCCGGUUCCGUUGCAGGACCGCAUGGUUCAUUUGUAACUGGAUCUACUGUUUUUUGGGAGGGAGAAGAGGGCAUGUUCUUGAGAACACUUGCAAAGAGGAGAAGAAAGUAGAAAGACGUGGGUGAGCAGCAGCGACAGAAGGACGUAGCCUAGAGAUAUUAUUAGAGAGAGAGUGCAACUUACUUGUAGAUGUUUGAUCAGGCCACGACUAUGGGCGAUGGGAGCCACCGCUGUGGACCCAACCCGCUGUGUCCGGACCGGAUGGAGACAGUAUGCCGCGCCGAGAUAGGGAGCCGGUCCCCGGUUCAGAGUUCCACCGACACCCCGGGGACAGCAGCGUCUACCCCGACGUCCUCCAGUGAAGACGGACACGACAAACUUUUGGGAGUGGACCCUGACUAUUGUCGGAGGAUUUUAGUAAGGGACGCCAAAGGCACCAUCCGCGAGAUCGUCCUGCCGAAGGGCCUCGACCUAGACCGACCCAAGCGCACGCGGACCUCCUUCACGGCCGAGCAGCUGUACCGGCUCGAGCUCGAGUUCCAGCGGUGCCAGUACGUCGUGGGCCGCGAGCGCACCGAGCUCGCGAGGCAGCUCAAUCUUUCCGAAACACAGGUCAAGGUCUGGUUCCAAAAUCGACGGACCAAACAGAAGAAGGACACCACCAAGGAUUCAGACAAACGCUCCUCCUCCUCAAACGAGUCGUUGGCUACCUGCAACAUCUUGCGCCUCCUGGAGCAGGGCCGCCUCCUAUCGGGCCCCGUCCCGCCACCUAACGCCCUCCUGGGACCCCGACAUCCAUCAAACGGCUCCCUGUUGGGCAGCCCAGGCGGAGGCUCUUCCACCUCUCCGGGGAUCAGCAGCAGCACUCCUCCCAAUUCCCUACCAGGGGGGACAUUUGGGAUCUCACUGCCCUCUCUGGGUGGCACCUCACCGCGGUUGGGCGUCCCACCGCCGCACUCCCUCUGCUUCUCCAUGCCGCUGCUGGGGGGCGCUCAUCAUGAACUGACAUCCGCCUACGGCUGCGGUUCAUCAGCUUUUGAGCCGUACAUGCGGCUGGACAGGAAGGAGGCAGAUCUGGGAGGGAAGAAGACAGUUUCUUAAGUUAUCUGUCUUAAGUUAGGACACCAGGGUACAAGAACUUGUCUUUGUAAAAGCGAUUCCGCUCAGUCUGCAGCCUGUUUGACACUUGAGCUUCAGCAGAUGGGAACGAAAGCAACCUGGAUCAUGAGAAACAGGAAGAGACCAAGUUGAGCAGAGCGCCAUUUUGAGCCACAGCACUGUGGGACACACUGACACAGAAAAGGACGUGAUGUGAUGGAGGCUCUCCCACAUAAAAAAAAAACUUGUGAAUUUUUACAAAAAUACUGUGUGUGUGUGUGUGUGUGUG
Molecule: messenger RNA, 1570 nt
Organism: Etheostoma cragini (Arkansas darter)
Lineage: Eukaryota; Metazoa; Chordata; Actinopteri; Perciformes; Percidae
Gene: vax2
Product: ventral anterior homeobox 2
Exons: 3
Coding region: 373-1284 (303 amino acids)
Biological process (GO): central nervous system development; neuron differentiation; brain development
Molecular function (GO): DNA-binding transcription factor activity, RNA polymerase II-specific; DNA binding
Source: RefSeq, a predicted model, not a curated record